GUGAAGCCUCGUUCCUCUCUCUGUCUGCUUUCAUCCUCCUUCGAGAAUGGGCAGAUCCAAAUCUGUCGCCCGUGUCUAUGCAGACGUAAACUCACGACUCGGGCCAUCCUGGCAUGAAUAUGGUAAAUAUAUAUCUUUUUUUCCUUGCAAAACUCUUCAAGCUUUGAAUUUCGCGUUUGCAGAUAAUCUUCAGGUUCAAUGGGGUUCACAGGAUCACUACGAGAUUGUGCGUAAAGUUGGUAGAGGAAAGUAUUCUGAGGUAUUUGAAGGAGUGAAUGUCGUGACAGACGAGAAAUGUAUCAUCAAAGUGUUGAAACCAGUAAAAAAGAAGAAAAUCAAGAGGGAAAUUAAGAUUCUCCAAAAUCUGGCGGGCGGUCCCAAUGUUGUUGCUCUCCUAGACGUCGUGCGCGAUCCAGCGUCCAAAAUUCCAAGUCUCAUAACGGAAUACGUCCACAAUGUCGACUUCAAGGCAUUAUACCCCAAAUUCACUGAUUUGGACGUCCGCUUCUACAUGUUUGAGCUUCUCAAAGCCCUUGACUACUGUCACUCGAAGGGGAUUAUGCAUAGAGAUGUCAAACCUCACAAUGUCAUGAUUGACCACGAACAUCGAAAGCUGCGGCUCAUCGAUUGGGGUCUGGCAGAGUUCUACCAUCCGAAAACGGAAUACAACGUCCGUGUCGCAUCCCGAUAUUUUAAGGGUCCAGAACUCUUGGUCGAUUUUCAGGAAUACGAUUAUAGUCUGGACAUGUGGAGCUAUGGCUGUAUGUUUGCUUCAAUGAUAUUCCGCAAAGAGCCUUUCUUCCACGGUCAUGACAACUUUGAUCAGUUGGUCAAAAUUACGAAAGUAUUGGGUACUGAUGAACUCUACGUCUACAUCGACAAAUACAACAUCACUUUAGAUUCCCAUUAUGAUGAACUCAUGCAAAGGUAUCCCAGGAAACCCUGGACGCGGUUCAUCACCUCUGAAAAUCAACGAUAUAUCUCGAAUGAAGCCAUCGAUUUUCUUGAUAAGUUGCUACGUUAUGACCACCAAGAGCGGCUUACGGCCCAGGAGGCACAGGCCCAACCUUACUUUGAUCCAAUCCGGACUUCCACGCCAGCCUCUAUGGCACAUAGAGACAGCGAUUCGGCAUCUUCAGGAUAAUUCAAAAUCCUCAUGUGUACUUUAUAGUUCAUUUGUUGUAUACCGUUUCGUACGUAGACCGUUGCUAUUUUCAUCUCUCUGUCAUUCUGUUAUGCGCUGGCUCUCCUCGCGUCUUGAAGUGAUUCACAUGAUGAUUCGUGAUUACUUUAU
Molecule: messenger RNA, 1294 nt
Organism: Lentinula edodes (shiitake mushroom)
Lineage: Eukaryota; Fungi; Basidiomycota; Agaricomycetes; Agaricales; Omphalotaceae
Product: kinase-like domain-containing protein
Exons: 7
Coding region: 47-1144 (365 amino acids)
Biological process (GO): regulation of transcription by RNA polymerase III; regulation of transcription by RNA polymerase I; protein phosphorylation
Cellular component (GO): protein kinase CK2 complex; nucleus; cytosol
Molecular function (GO): ATP binding; protein serine/threonine kinase activity
Source: RefSeq, a predicted model, not a curated record